AUGGCUCUCCAAGACAAGCUGAUGCACACCUCCACUGAAAAUCUGGCUCAGCAACAAACAUUUUGGACGUUCAGCCGGUCUUUGCUGUGGAAGAACUGGCUCAUCAAGAAGCGCCAGCCUGCUGCUACCGCAUGCGAGAUCCUCGUGCCCACCUUCUUCAUAGUACUGCUUGGAAUUCUCAAGCUUAUCACGAAGACUGUUGACGUACCGGCCGGCUGGAGUGAUGACGCUGACAAUACCGCCGGCACCAGGUACAACCUGUUCCAGCCAACUGGGCCAAGCUUCGAGUGGGUUGACGUUGACUUGCCUAAAUUCGCGAUGUACGAGUCCUCGAUGACCGGGCUCAUGCUAAAACUUGCUCGUCAGUCUAUCGAGGAUGGCCUGCGGUUGGAAGAUCUGUCUGCCUCGGACCUGGCUGCUUGUCGGGCAGGAGUGCUGGCUGGAGGUCUGGUCGAUACGAACACGUCGUCGCCCUUCAGCGUUCGGACUGAGUGCGCCGGAAAGGUUGUGCCGUACAAGAUUGGCGUGGCACCGGACAAUGCUUUCACUCGCAACUACUUCGCAGAGGCCAUGGAUUUGUGGUACCCUCGACUGGAUCUGAUGAACUCAACGACCGAGACGCUGACGAUCCCGUCGUUCAAGGAAAGCAUCCAGUUCUUCGACACGAACGACGCGCUGACGGACUACGUGAAGAGUAGCACGUACGGCGACAAAAUCGGCAACCCCAAAAUAUACGCCGCGAUUGUGUUUGACUCGGCUCCGUCGGGAGAUGACAUCGGGACGUUUGGAUCCAUUGAGUACUCGCUGCGAUUAAAUGCAACCCGAGGUGAUGGUAGAGACUCGGUGGGUCGCGUGCCGACCACGGAUGGUGGUCUUGUGGAUGUCGAGUCGUUCCAGAAGGAUAUUGUUACGGACUACUACACUGCGUACACUCUAACAGGUUUCAUGACUCUCCAGACACUUGUCACCCGUUUUGUAACGUGUAUGCCCGAAUGGAACUCUGCCAACCAGUCGACUACGGGCCUCUGUCAGCGCUCACAGACUACCGCAGUCGCAUCAACAGAGCUUGACGACACUCUUCUCGAUGUUUUGAGCAACGAUGGUUUGAUCAAAGAGGCUCUCAAUGGGUUGGGCCUUUCCGAUAGUGCUGCUCUGUCGAGUGCUCUGGCCUCGUUAUCGAGCAGUACCAGAGAAGCUCUUCUAACGCCGCUACGUCAAGCGCCUCAGCCAAUCAUGGGAGCUACGGUCGCACCGUUUCCUGCUGGCAACUACACCAGCUCUCCAUUCUACGCGAACGUGGCCAGUGUCUUUUUGAUCAUCUUUAUCAUGGCGUAUCUGUUCACUAUCUCGCGAAUUUUAGUGGCGCUUAUCCAAGAAAACGAGCUGCGUCUACGAGAGUUCAUGAAAAUCCUCGGUGUGACUGAGAAGACCAUCACCUUGACGUGGUACAUGACGUACGCAGCGAUUCUCUUUGUCGGUGCUGUUGUCCAAGCACUCGCCGGUCUGGCAGGACUCUUCCCCAACAGUUCAUUGAUCGUCACCUUCCUCUUUUUCUUCCUGUUUGGACUGAGUGUGCUGGCGUUGGCUUUCUUCAUCAGCACUCUGUUCAGCAAGGCUCGUGUCGGUGCGUUCGUGGAAAUGGUGGCAUUCUUUGCCAUGUACGCAGUUUCGCAAGGAUUUUCGACUGGCACAGCCGAAAAAACUGGCGAGGGUGUGCAAUUCUCGACGAUAGACACUCUCAGUGACAACUAUCGUCUCAGCACGGCUUUGAUGAUGUUUGUCUUUGACACGAUGCUGUACACAAUUCUCGGUCUUUACUUUGAGAAGGUUAUGCCCAAGGAAUACGGCACGUUGCUCAAAUGGUUUUUCCCCGUCUCACCAUCGUAUUGGCGGAGCCGCAAGCAAAAGCAAGUAACUGUCGAGAGCGCGGUGGACGGUAUCGUGGGGGGAGGGCAUGCUGUUGAUAUGAACCCCAACUUCGAACCGGUCAGCGCUGACCUUCGUGAACAAGAACAGCGCGGUGAAGCCCUCACAGUUAAGCGACUGCGUAAGGUCUUUCAGGUUCCGGGCGGUGAGAAGAUAGCCGUCAAGGGACUUGAUGUCACCAUGUACAAGGAUCAGAUCACCUGUCUGCUGGGCCACAACGGUGCUGGUAAAACCACGUUGAUCUCGAUGCUCACGGGUAUGACUGCCCCUUCCAGUGGUAACGCAACCUACCGUGGUUUGUCGAUCAACGAAGACAUGGACGAGAUGCGCCGGUCGCUCGGUAUCUGUUUCCAGCAUGACGUUCUGUUCCCAGAGCUUACGGUCGAGGAACAUCUCCAGUUCUUCGGACAGAUUAAGGUUGGGUUGACCGAGAAGCGCAACUCAAAGCCCAACGAUCUGUCGGGUGGUAUGAAGCGUAAGUUGUCAGUUGCUGUGUCACUACUGGGUGACAGCUCGCUGGUGUUCCUCGACGAACCCACUUCCGGUAUGGACCCGUACAGUCGUCGCAGCACGUGGGAGAUUCUGCUCCACAACCGCAACAACCGUGUGAUGGUGCUGACGACGCACUUUAUGGACGAAGCAGAUAUUCUAGGCGACCGCAUCGCUAUCAUGGCUGAAGGUGAAAUGCGUUGUUGCGGGUCGUCGCUGUUCCUGAAGAACCGUUUUGGUGCCGGCUACAAUCUGACUCUGGUGAAGGACGACGCUAAGUGCGACGACGAUGCUGUGGCCGCUUUUGUGCAAUCGUACGUGCCGGCUGCUGUGUUGCUGAGCAACGUCGGUAGUGAAAUUGCCUUUCAACUUCCUCUGAACAGCUCGUCCGAGUUUGCCACCAUGUUCGCAGAAAUGGAUCGUCGGUUGAAAAGAUUGGGUCUUCUGUCCUAUGGAGUGUCAGUAACCACGUUGGAGGAAGUGUUCAUCAAGGUGGCAGAGUUGGGCGAUGAGAACAACCAACACACUCUUGGCAAAUACGCUGCGCGGAUGACCGCUGUGGGUUCGGAUGGGUUUUACCAGUCGUGUGACGAGAUCAUCACAACCGAAUCCAUGUUUCAGAGACACCUGCGUGCCCUACUACUGAAGCGUUACCGCUACGCCAAGCGCGACAAAAAGGCCAUCAUCUACAUUGCUGCGCUGCCGGUUCUGCUGAUCGCCGCGGGUCUGGGAAUUUCAAAGGGCAGUAUGGCAAUCGAAGAUGAUCCUUUGAAGGCAUUGACAGCUGACGAGUAUUCUGGUAAUGAGACCCCGACGCCGUACUUUUGCCAGACAGGAGCUGGGGCUGGCGAAUGGUGCAGUGAUGUGAUGACAUCCUCUUUUUACUCCGCAGGCGACGUACAGCCGCUCCCCAUCCCACAGCCAGCUUUCGACUCUGACUCGCCCACUGUGUGCGGGGUCACGUACACAGACCCUGCACUGAACGCGAGUGGAAACACUGGAUACAUGGUUGCCAUGGGACAGGAAGCAUUCGAACGGGGAUACGGCAAGGGCGCUGAUCUUGUGGAAGGCCAGUACGGAGGCUACUUGGUGUACGGCGACAGCAACCAGAACUUGCUCGGCUACAACGUCUUCACUAACACUACGGGGUCUCACUCUUCGGCGAUUUUCAAGGCAUUGAUGGACCAGGCAGUGAACAAGUACCCGUUGCCGUACACCGAUGCUGCAGAGUCCGUAUUCAGCUCCAACACCUCGUUUGUUGCGGCUCUUUUCGUGUGCAUCGCGUUUACCUUCUUGCCGGCGUCUAUCGUGGUUUUCUUGGCCAAGGAGAAGCAAAAAGAGCACAACUCGAAGCACCAGCAAUUGGUCUCCAGCGUAUCGUUGCCCGCCUUCUGGCUGUCCAACUACAUUUGGGAUAUGACCAUGUACAUUUCCCCUGACUGCGAUAGCUGCUCGUCCGAGACCUUCCCCGCCGUGAUUCUCCUGUUCGUGCUCUUUGGUCUGGCCAUCUGUCCAUUCAUGUACUGCCUGUCGUUCCUUUUCAAGGAACAUGCGUCCGCGCAGACGUUCACGAUCGUUCUCAACUUUAUGAUUGGCGUGGUGUUGAUGAUCACGUCCUUCAUCUUGGACCUGUUCGACUCGACUUCCGACGUCAACUCGGUACUCAAAUUCUUCUAUCGCUUCUCGCCGCUGUUCAACCUCGGCAACGGACUCCUCAGUAUGGUCACGAAUGACGUCGACAGCAUCCAGUACAGCGAAGACGGCACGACAAGUCCGUUCAGCACAGAUGUUAUGGGCUGGGAGUUGCUCUUUCUCGCGUUCUCAGCGAUCGGUUUCUCUUGUCUGACGCUGUAUCUCGACUACGCCAAAACCUUCGCGAAGACCAAGGACCACGACCACGGAAACGAGGAUGAGCACAACGAAAUUGACGAAGACGUUCAGAAGGAGGCAGACCGUGUUGCUGCUGGAGACGCGGACGAAGAUGCCGUCAAGCUCGUUGGACUGCGGAAGAUCUACCCUGGUGGCAAGGUGGCUGUGCGCAACCUCUCGUUUGGCUUGAAGCGCGGCGAGUGUUUCGGAUUCCUUGGUAUCAACGGCGCUGGCAAGACCACCACGAUGAAGAUGCUCACGGGUGACGUUCAGCCGUCACACGGAACGGCUACGCUGGGCGGCUUCGACAUUUUGUCGCAGCAGAUCGAAGUUCGCCGUCAGAUUGGAUACUGCCCACAGUUCGACGCCUUGUUCGAUCUUCUCAGUGUUCGCGAGCACCUCGAGUUGUUUGGCGCUAUCAAAGGCAUCCCACAGGCCACAAAUUGGCUGGAAGUCUCAGUGGCGGCAACAAGCGCAAACUGUCCGUGGCUAUCGCGAUGA
Molecule: messenger RNA, 4785 nt
Organism: Phytophthora infestans T30-4
Lineage: Eukaryota; Oomycota; Peronosporomycetes; Peronosporales; Peronosporaceae
Product: ATP-binding Cassette (ABC) Superfamily
Exons: 6
Coding region: 1-4785 (1594 amino acids)
Biological process (GO): lipid transport; transmembrane transport
Cellular component (GO): intracellular membrane-bounded organelle; membrane
Molecular function (GO): lipid carrier activity; ATP binding; ATP hydrolysis activity
Source: RefSeq, a predicted model, not a curated record